Molecule: messenger RNA, 1040 nt
Organism: Bipolaris sorokiniana ND90Pr
Lineage: Eukaryota; Fungi; Ascomycota; Dothideomycetes; Pleosporales; Pleosporaceae
Product: glycoside hydrolase family 11 protein
Exons: 3
Coding region: 99-794 (231 amino acids)
Biological process (GO): xylan catabolic process
Molecular function (GO): hydrolase activity, hydrolyzing O-glycosyl compounds
Source: RefSeq, a predicted model, not a curated record
AGGCUCAACUAUUACUCGGCGUAGAGAUAUAAGUUGAUAGCUGCUCCCAGUCAGUAGCAUCACUGCAUCCAACACAGAUCAGCAACACUCAACACAAGAUGGUUUCCUUCAAGUCUCUGCUUCUCGCCGCUGUGGCUACCACCAGUGUCCUCGCUGCUCCCUUCGACUUCCUUCGUGAGCGCGACGAUGGCAACGCGACUGCUCUCCUUGAGAAGCGUCAGUCUACUCCCAGCUCUGAGGGAUACCACAACGGAUACUUCUACUCGUGGUGGACUGAUGGCGGCGGCUCUGCCCAGUACACCAUGGGUGAGGGCAGCAGGUACUCCGUGACCUGGAGGAACACUGGCAACUUUGUUGGUGGCAAGGGAUGGAACCCUGGAACCGGCCGUGUCAUCAACUACGGCGGAGCCUUCAACCCCCAGGGCAACGGAUACCUCGCUGUGUACGGAUGGACCCGCAACCCGCUUGUCGAGUACUACGUAAUUGAAUCCUACGGAACCUACAACCCCAGCAGUGGAGCCCAGGUCAAGGGAAGCUUCCAGACUGACGGUGGUACUUACAACGUUGCCGUCUCCACCCGUUACAACCAGCCCUCCAUUGACGGAACAAGGACCUUUCAGCAGUAUUGGUCUGUCCGCCAACAGAAGCGUGUCGGUGGAAGCGUGAACAUGCAGAACCACUUCAACGCUUGGUCUCGCUAUGGCUUGAACCUUGGUCAACACUACUACCAGAUCGUCGCCACUGAGGGUUACCAGUCUUCCGGAAGCUCUGACAUCUACGUGCAGACUCAGUAGAGGAGUUGUUGUCUGUGGAGCGAGCAACUAGCAGACGAGAUCAGACAAGAAUAGUGCCUCGGAUAGUUGUGAGCAAAUUGGAGAAAGAGCGAUGCGUUCGAGUUACUGUACCUAGAAACAUGUCAAUUCACUCGCUAUAAAAUAUUCCGUUCUCGAAUUUGUUCUUUUUUUUUGGAGUAUUUGAGCAUGGUAUCAUGCUGCAGCAAAAGCAGCUAGAAUCUAAGUGAGGUAGAAAACGAAAAUCAU